AUGGAUGAUCCGGGCUUCCAAAGCAGAUAUCAUAAGUGUAAGUGUAAAGUGAAACUUUGGGAAAAAGAGUUUCGGAAAAAACAUGGACGUAUUCCUUCAAAGUAUGAUAUCAGAGAUUCAUCAGCUGAUGUCCGAGAAGCUUACAAGACGUACUACAAGUUGAAAACCUCAUUGUUACAAAAUACGCUGCAGGAUGUAUUUGACGACGAAGAUGACUUCGACAGCUCUUUGGUGUCGCAAAUGGAGCAAAUGUCGCAAGACAAUUCUAUCGCAGAUAGUUCAUUUUCAAACAUUGGCGAACUGAAAGCAUCAAAUGUCUCGAUUAAUAAUCUUCUGACAGACCAAAUUACUGGACAAGUUAGGGAGUUUGAAGCAGAACAAGAACUGGAGCAAAACACGCGAGCUUGGGGAAAGGAGUUAAACAGAAAAAAGUCGGAAAAAGUUAAAAUUCCCAAAAAAUCUCCGCCAAAACCUAAGGUAGUAUCUCUCACCAAGAAAUUAAUUGAUGUUUCCUCUAUGGUUCCCAGCCGUAAUCCACGGAAAUCACUUGCUAGUAGACUUUCCACUAGUUCGCAGUCGUCUGCUUCGAUUCAAAUUUCAUUCGGUUCUGGAAGUUGGAAGGAUUCGCUUCCGGAUCUUGAGACUUUAUUGAAUGAAAAAUCUAAACAGGCGCAACAAUCGUCUCCAGUGCAAGGAUCGAUUGGAAACCAACAACCCAAAAUGCCAGCCAAUCAGCUCGAUGAAGGUUGGCUAAACCGUCAGUCGGCAACGCAAACGGAUCUGGUAGCAUUAGUUGCAUCUCAGAACGCUUGUGAACCCAAAAAGUAUGGUCUUGGCAAUAUUAAUUUGUCGAAUUUGGACAGUUCCUAUGCAGCUCCCGUCGAUGUUUCAAAUAGUUUCGGAAUGUCCGCUCUUAGCAUGAGUUCUACAACCAACGCUUCCGGUGAUUCACAAACCCUAGCCCAAUGUACGGUCUUAGAUCGCUCAAUACAGUCGGAUUCCGACGGGGUAGUGGAAAAUAGCGAAGAUGAAUCAGCGGUUGGAUCACUGAACAGCACGACCAACAUUCGUCACGUAGCGAAAAAACGGAAAGUGUUUACGAGUGUAAACAUGAAAAAGGAAAAGAAGGAACUGGCGACGAAUGAUACUGCUCGUGUGGAGCAAGUGAGUGCGGAAAAAAAUGUUGAUGUAGAGAAUUUGGAUCCGGCUGCCGGAGUUGACACCCCGGAGAAAAAGGUUGAUCCUAAACCGAAAACCGUUCGUGGUCGCAAAAAGCGACUGCCCAAAGCUGAACCCUCGGUUUCUAAGGUUCCAACGCGAAAACUGCCAACACGUGCUCGGAAAUCGAUUAGUUAUCAAGUUCAAGUCACCAGCGAGGAUGAAACAGCAGCUGGUGCGUUUGAAGAUUUUGAUGACGACGAUAAAGAUCCUGAUUUUGAAAACAAGAAAGCGAACGUUUCCGAAAUAGAUUCAAAUGACAGUACGAUUGCGAAUGAAACCAGUGAUAUAGUGGAUUCUGAUCGGGUUGAGGUCAAAAGAAAAGGCAGACCUCGAAAAUCGACGGUGAAUGUUAUCAGAAGUGCUUCCACUCAAAGAAGCAGUCGUAAGCGUCGUUCGGGAAGUGCAAAGAAAAGUCCGUCAGCACCACGAAUCGGUGGAAAUAUUAGUAAGGGUAAAAAGAAAAUCGCGAAACAAGGGCAUGGUCGACUAGCUAAUAAGGAACAGGACAAGGUAAAAGAGGAGCACGCAGAAGAAUUUAAUGAUUAUGUUUUAGAAUUUGGAAUUGAAAGUCUGCAUAAUGUACCGCGGGUUGAGCUAAGCGAGCUAAAGAUGAAUAAUGUAGCAGCUGAAAAUUUUAUUCAAGGAGCUCCAGCUAGGGAAACAGAUACUAAAGGUGCGACCAGUCGUGAUUUGAUAUCGCAAAAAGAAACUGUUUUACAGAAAAAAGUUGCUGCCGGAAAACUGAAUGAAAAUUUCGUUCGGAUUGAUAUUAGAAAGAAAGUGUUUGUAAAAGGUAAAAAGACAAUUAAUUACAGCAAGUAUAAGAAAUCCCUAUGGAAAAAGAAGAAAGCUGCUGCUCUAUGUGGUCCGGAAAUGGAUAUGGGUGGAUGUGAUGGAGGUGUAUUGACUUGCUUUCAAUGUGGUGGUGUUGGUCAUAUGGCUCGCAAUUGCAAAGUAAAGGGUGAACAGUUGCUGCCAAUAGAUGCUGUAGAAGUCGAUGAGUCCCCGUUUCCAACGCUGGAGGAGGCUGAAUCAAUGGCAAAAGCUAGAUCAUUGGUGGUUCACGCUAAUCGCAUUCAAAACCUUCCAAUUACGGAUAAUCCGACGUGGAAAGAGAAAUCCGAAGAUGCCGUCAACGAAUCAGCACGCGAAGACCUCCCUCCUGAAAAACCUUCCUACAUUAGGCAUACUAUACCUGAAGAUUUCCUGAAAGCAUCCGGUAUCCUUGAAUGCACCGUCGGUAGUAAAGACAAAAUUGAGCCACUUUAUCAGCUUCGUCCCGAUGGUUCGCUUCCAGCAACACCGAAAGUGGUAUUCGAUGCCUUGGCAAUGUUCGGUCACAAACAGUUCCGCGCAGGACAAGAACGAGCCAUUAUGCGAGUUCUCAGUGGCAUGUCUACCUUAGUUACGCUCAGCACUGGCUCGGGUAAAUCUCUCUGUUAUCAGCUGCCAGCUUAUUUGUACAGAAAACAACGAAAAUGUGUUACUUUGGUUAUUUCGCCACUCGUGUCCCUAAUGGAGGAUCAAGUGCAUGGUGUACCGAACUUUCUGAAUGCACAAUGCUUGCACACAAACCAAACACCCAAAGUUCGGGAAAAGACGAUGGCCGCUAUCACUUCUGGGGAGUUAGAUGUUCUACUUAUAUCGCCUGAAGCGGUAGUUUCCGGAGAAAAAUCCACCGGAUUUGGGUCCCUAUUGCGCCAGUUACCACCGAUCGCGUUUGCCUGCAUUGACGAGGCACAUUGCGUAUCACAAUGGAGUCAUAACUUCCGUCCAAGCUAUCUGAUGAUUUGUCGGGUCCUUAAGGAAAAGCUAGGCGUUCAUACAAUUCUCGGAUUAACGGCGACAGCGACUGCUCAGACCAGACUUAGCAUUGUGGAACACCUGGCUAUCCCGGAUGGAACCGACGGUAUUAUUAGUGACAUACCGUUGCCCGAUAAUUUGAUACUGACCGUGUCGAAGGACGCUAACCGCGACGCGGCACUGCUAAACCUGCUCCGCUCGGAUCGUUUCUCUGAACUGCAAUCGAUCAUUGUCUACUGCACUAGGCGGGAUGAAUGUGAACGAAUCGCAACAUUUUUGCGGACCUGCUUUCAGGAUAUGCAAAGGAACGAUGCAGCGGAUGAAACUGCAGCUACCAAACGAAAGCGGAAGAGAGAAAGCUGCACCGCUGAGCCGUACCAUGCUGGGUUGCCGUCGUCAAGAAGGAAAAGCAUUCAGAAUGCAUUUAUGCGUGGUGAUUUGCGGAUCGUGGUGGCAACAAUCGCCUUCGGAAUGGGCAUUAAUAAGUCGGACAUUCGGGCAAUCAUUCACUACAACAUGCCGAAAAAUUUCGAAAGCUACGUGCAAGAGGUGGGUCGUGCUGGUCGCGACGGAAAUGUUUCCCAUUGUCAUCUGUUCUUAGACAGUAAAGGAAACGAUAGAAAUGAACUGCGUCGGCACAUUUACGCUAAUUCGAUUGAUCGUCAUGUGAUUAGAAAAUUACUGCAGAAAAUUUUUGUUCCCUGUGCGUGUGUGAAAAACUUUAAGGAUGAGAAGUUCUCGGAAGAGCAUCGCAAGCAGCUAGAGGCGCUAAAGGAUAUCGACUGGUCAGAGGAUUUUCACCAAACCGCUGAGACUGAAUCAAUGGUGGUGAAACCACCAAGUAGCACUCGACGAAUCUGUCCGGGUCAUGAAGUUUGCUUUUCGAUAGAAUCGACCGUUCAGCAGCUAGACAUCCCGGAGGAGAAUAUAUCGACACUACUCUGCUACUUGGAACUGCACGAGGAACGCUACAUUCAAGUGCUGAGCAGGGCGUACGUCAUGUGUAAGGUAAUGUCCUAUGCUGGCCCAAGAGCGCUGAAAGCUGCCGCCAAAGAGUGUCCGCCGCUUGCUAUGGCCAUAGCACUAGAUUUGAAGAAAGGCAUCUCGCAUGAUGCAGCCACUUUCAUAGAGUUUCAUGUUAUUGACGUCGCUGCUGCCAUCGGUUGGGACAGUGGAGUUGUUAAGUUUCAACUGAAAAACCUCGAAUGGGUUGUUGAAAAUAACGUUCGUAAACGCUCUCCGAUCAGUGUGAGCUUCUACGAUUUGGGCUUCCGAAUGAGGGCACCGGGAGAUUUAUCGGACGAUGAGCUAGAUACCAAUUUAGACUCGCUGUACACGCGGGUAAUGAAUCAGGAAAAAACUCAACUCGUGCAGCUGCAGUGCGUUUUCGAUGCACUUUCAUCGGUUGUUUGCCAAACUUAUAGAGUUGCUAGCGAAACUGCAAAAUUCCUGGAUUCUUCCGAUAAGCUUAAGACUAUAAUUCGAGCCUAUUUUGAGAAUGAGCAUGGCACUGAUAAUACGGAAUUCGUCCCUGAGAUUGACGAUACUCCGGAGCAUCAACUGCUCAGCGAUAUACGAACAAUGAUACAACGAUAUCCGGAGAAUAAUUUUACCGGUCGUGCUAUCGCCCGUAUAUUCCACGGGGUACAAAGUCCAAACUACCCGGCUGUCAUUUGGGGCCGAUGCAACUACUGGCGGGCUUACACCAGUGCCGAUUUCAAUCGAAUUGUUCGUAUAGCUAAUGCUGAAAUUGUGCGCAUGCGGACUUAG
Molecule: messenger RNA, 4794 nt
Organism: Sabethes cyaneus
Lineage: Eukaryota; Metazoa; Arthropoda; Insecta; Diptera; Culicidae
Gene: RecQ4
Product: ATP-dependent DNA helicase Q4
Exons: 9
Coding region: 1-4794 (1597 amino acids)
Biological process (GO): DNA replication; double-strand break repair via homologous recombination
Cellular component (GO): nucleus; cytoplasm; chromosome
Molecular function (GO): ATP binding; zinc ion binding; nucleic acid binding
Source: RefSeq, a predicted model, not a curated record